AUGGGGAGCAAACACAUAAAAGUGCAGAGUGAUGCAGAUAAAGGGCAAGGCGCUGAGGAAAACACCUGGGUGCAAUUAGGGAUGCCACAUAUUUCAGAGGAGCAACACAGCAAACUGAUGACUCCCACAGAACCGAAGAAAACAGAACAUUUUGUGUCUUUUCCAGGGGAGUUGUCAACAGGUGCAGACAAUGAAACAUUACCAGAGCAACUGAGAAAAUUAGACAAAGAAAAUAAACAUCGCGGUGACAAAAUAGCAGAACUGGAAGCUUAUAUUUUAAAACUACAGAGUUCCCAAAGCUUAGCAGAGCCAGAAUUCAGAGGAAAUAAGGCUGUUGACAAUCAGCAGAUUUUAGAAGAGAAAUUAAAAGAGUAUGAAGUUAUGUUGGAGGAUAGGACAGACGAGUCGGAGAUCUUGAAGAAGAAGCUCAAUGAGGUGGAGCUUUCGUAUCAUCAACUUCAAUUUGAAUGUGAUGCCCUCAAAGGCAAGCUGGCUUCCGUGAGGGAACUGGAAUCACUAGAUUCUCUCAGCAGUGAUGAGGAAACAGAAGGGAAACAUAGUGCCAAAGCGGAGCUACUCCAAAGAGUCAGAGGUUUAGAAGGACUUUUGAAGAUUCAGGAAAUGAGUGAGAAGGAGUUAACACAAACAGUCAGAGAUCUUCAAGGGGAACUUUUGCGUAGCCAGGAGAUUCAGAGAGUGCUUGGCUUACGCUGUGCCAAAUUGGACCAGUUGACAAAGGAGAAAGAAGAUGUGGAAAGCAAGUUAGAAGAGAGGUACAGUCAAGUCGAGCAGCUACAGAAAGAAAAGGAGAAGUUGGAGGAAGAUUGCCAAGAGCAAAUGAAAAUGUUAAUUGAUGAAAUCAAGGAACGGGAUGAAGCCCAUUCCCAGCUUGAGGUGAUUAACAAAGAUUUGCUUCUGAAAAUCAGGGAACUAGAAGAGUCCAAAACUUGUCUUGAGUCAAAGGUUGCCAAAUUCAAGAUGGACCUGGAAGAAAGGAUGAGUAGUGAAUUACAAUUGGAAAAGCAGUGCUCAGAUCUGGAAAAAACUAUCCGAGAUUGGGAAAAUUUUGAGCAACAGCUGAACGAGCAGUUUAAGCGGGUCGAAAGUAAGCAAAAUAGCAAAAUAAAGAAUCUUAGAAAGCAGCUUGAAGAGAAAGAUGAAACAUUAAAAAAUACCAUGCAAAUGGUGGAAGAACUCAAGAAAAGCAUCAAGGAUGCAGAGAGUCAACUUCAUGAGAGGCAGCACGUCUCUCCAGAGAUUCUUAAGGAGAAGAAGCAACUCGAAGCAGAGCUGAGCAGAAAGGCUGAAGCUGAAAUCGAUAAGGCAGAGUUCAUUGUGAAGAUGAGAAGCAGGUUUGAAAUGGAGGUGAAUGAGAAAAACCAAGAGCUGGAAGACUGCAAGGAUGAAAUUGAACGCUUGAAUGAAGAAAUCGGACAGCUGCGGGAGCAACAGUGGCGGCACCAAGAAGCCGAAAGGAAGCUGCAAGAGAGGAGCAAGAUGCUGGAAGAGCUGGUGGAAGAUCUGAAGGAAGGGGAGACCAAGGUCCUACAGGAGAAGAUAGCUCGCAUGGAAAAGCUGCUCAAUAUGAAGGAAGACACUGAGGAGACAUUACAGGCAAGGAUUGGGAAACAGGAGACUUUAUUAAAAGAAAUGGAAGAGACCGAAAGAAGGCUAGCACAACGGAAUGAAGAACUGGGGAUCAAACAACGUGGGAUGAGUGAAGAACUACAUCGUUGGAAAACCAAGUGCUCCAACCUUGAAAAAUUUGAAAGGGAAGUGAAACUUGAGUCAAAAUGCCAGAGAGAUAGGAUAAAAGACUUGGAAGUUACCAAAACCAAUUUGGAGGUGCAACUUCAAAAGAAAAUCAGCGAGUUUGAAGAGCUUGACCUUUUGAAGAAGAAAGAACAAGCAAGUGUUACAGCAGAGCUGAACAAAAAGAUUGAAGAGCUUGAGUUCAAAGAGUCUGUCUGUCAAGCAGCCAAGCAAAACAUUGAAACGCAGUUGAAGAAAAAGAUGAAAGAGUUUGAAAUUUCUGAGGCACAUGUUAAGAGCCUUCGGAGCAAACUUGAGGAGGCAUUGCAUGAGAAGCAAAGUGAAAUACGAAAAGUUGAAACUACCAUGCGGCAAGAGAAGGCGGCACUGGAAGCUGAGCUUGCUAAACAGUCUCAGUCAGUGAUUUCAUUGGAGGCUAUGAUCAAAGAGGAAUGCCAAAUCUCACUGAACUUAAAGGGAGAGCUGCACACUAAAGAAGCAACUUUAAAAAUGCUGCAGGAGGAGCACUUAGUGCUGCUGGCGAGAAUUCAAGGUUUAGAACAGGAUCUGGAGGAGGUGAAGGAUGAUGGGACAAAACUCACUGAGUGGGAGAAUAAUAAGCGUGACAUGGAUGUCCUCGACCGGAGGUUGGAAGAGCUCACGCAGUCUGAGCAGAUACUCAAACAAACCAUUGACAACUUCAGAAAGACAGAAGCUGCUUUACAAGGAAGAAUUCAAGAGUUGGAACUGUCAGAGCAAAGGCUCCUGAAUAAAAUCAACGAGUUAACUUCCAAAUCACAGCAAUCAAUGACCAGUGACCCACUACUUGCAGGAAAGCUUCGGAGUCUGCAAAUUUCAGAGAAGAGUCUUAAAUUUUCGCUUGCUGAAAAGGAGAGGUCCGAGGAGAUGCUGAAGGGAAAACUGUGGCGUUUGCAGAAUCAGCUCAGGAUGAAAGAGGAUGAGAUGAAGAAGCAAUCUGAGUACUUUGAGCAUUACAAGCAAAAGCAGCAGCAGCAAAUGGUGAAGCUGAGGGAACGGGAGCAGUUCCUGCACAGCCAGAUCUUCAAACUGGAUAGAGAGAGGAUCGACCUAAAUGCGACCAGUGUCAUCCUGAAAACUGAGCUGCAGCAAGCUACGGCAAAGUUCACGAAGCUGGAAAAAGCACAUAGCAAAAGGAGCAAAGAUCUUUCUGAGCACGAUACUGAACUUGUCAACGUGGCACGUUGCAUGGCAGAAAGAGAAAACCAAAUCAAAGACAGUAUUCUCGUGCUUCAGGAUGACCUAAAUAAGCUUUUAGAGAAAGAAGAAGCAACUAACGUGGAAAGGGAACAACUCAGGGAGAGACUUCAGCAAGCCGAAGACAAUGAGGACUUCCUUACACAUAAGCUGGAAGACUUCCGUUCACGGAUUCACGAGUUGAAGUUAUCGGAGAGCAGUCUGCAAGAGCAAACUGAGGAACUGGAAGAGGAGAAUGAGAAGCUGAGAGCAGAACUAAAAGAAAUUCAGGAGAAUGAAAAUUACCUGAAAGAAGUGCUAGAAGAAAAAGAGAAACUGGAGAGCUUAGUUGAGGAGAAGAAUAAACUGCAUAAAAUGACAUUAGUAACUUCCAAGUGUAAGCACCUGAGCAGCAUCUGCAGUGCAGUAUUUCAGCACAUGGAUGAGGAAACCUCACCAAACAGAUACAGAGACCUAAAGAACUCCUUAACUCACUUGCGAUCCCAGCUGCAGAAUGGAGACAUUUUAUUUCGAGAAGAAUUGUUGCAGAGCAAGUGGGCAGCUGUGCUGGACUCAGCUCGGAACAAAACCACUCAGACUCCGUCCAUUGGACAGUGCGUUCAAGAGGCCUUGAUCAUUGCAAAAUUGGCUUCUGAAAGUGUCUGCGAUUACCCAAAAUUAUCUGCAGCUGUGAAGGAAGGACAUAUAAUCCCAUUUCUUGAAGCAAACUCUUGUCUACUGGCAGAUCUAAUGCAGGUUCUUAGAACCGGGGAUGUGGAGAAGGUCAGAGCAAUUCUUCGGAGCUCUGAGAUACAAAAGGAACUGGCCAUAUUGUUGGACCAUGAAGGAAGAGACUCGUUGAGUUGUGAUCUAUCAUCACCUUUUGCUGAAAAGCAAGAGAUCAAUGAGACAGCAAUCAAGAAAUGUGAAGACUACCAAGCAAUUGGCAAUGAAUUAUACAGCGAGGCUUUUGUUCCUGUGGAAAUCACUAAUGUUGAGUCCCAAUCUGAUCAAUUAGAGUUUGAGAGUCAGAAAGUUACGAGUGCAAAAUCAACUUGUCUGUCUGCACAGAAGACUGUAGAUUUCACUGAAUGUGAUACAGCUACUUGUAUACCACUUAAGACACAUUUCAACUUGAAAGGAGAUCUUGCUAGUAUAGACCCAAAGGCAUUGACUGAAACCAUUAGAAAACUUGAGGCUAAACUCCAGAGACUUCAGGCUGAGAAGGUGGAUAUGGGUCAGCAUUUGCAGUGUACAAACAGCCAGUUGCUUCAUGUAUCUGAAGAGAAAAGUAAAUUAGCAGAUGAAUUGCAUCUUGCAAAUAGCGAAGUGAACCAAUUAUCUCAGAAGCUCGAGGAGAUAACCGAAGAAAAGACUCAGGAGAAAGAAUCCAUGAAAAACAACUUGAGGAAAGAAAAUGAGGUUCUGGAAAAACGAAAUAAAGAGCUGCUAAAUGGGAUAGCAAAACUGGAAUCUGACCAAAGAGAACUGGAGGCAGCCUUUCGAGAGAAGAAUGAGGAAUGUUUACAGAGAAUGUCUAAGCUAAAAGACGAGAAGAGUAAACUGGAAGACACAAUUAGCUGCAUGCAGAAAGAAAGUGCACAGAACUUAGCAGAAUGUCAUCAAAUUGUUGAAAACUUAAGCACACAAAAUGAGGAGCUGAAGGAAAGAGUAUCAGAGCUGGAAUCCAAGUAUAAUACACUCGCUGACACAGUGACAGGAUUGAAGCAAGAGAAAGGAGAGCUGAUGAAGGAAAAUGAGCAUCUGCUAAAAAACAUUAAUGAACUGGAGAACGAGAAGGCACGAAUAAUACACCAAACUGUGCACCAGUUAACAAGAGAGAAUGAAAAUCUUUUAGCAAAGGUCAGGAAAUUGGAAAGUGAAGUAGAGACGUACUUUAUUGAGAGCAGUGCGGUACAAGACAAAAUAAAUCAUUUGGAAAAUGAGAAUACCAACUUGAUAAAUUUGAAGGAAUGUCUAGUUAAAGAGCUGAGAGCCCAGGGAACAAGUGAAAUAACUAAGCAAGAUGAAUUAAAGCAACAAAAUGACAAUUCAAUACAAGAUGGUACCUUCAAAAAAGAUGACAGGAACAAGACUGAGAAAAUGUGCCAAGUGCAACAAAAUAUGGAUCUGCGGGAACAGAAUGAUACAGUAAAUGAUGGAUUGGCAGAGUCAUCAAUAGUUAAACCCUUGGGAGGAUCUAACGAUUACCAGAACUUGAGGUGCAAAAUAAAUGCAGAAGACCAAAAAUACCUUGCUGAAGAAACUGGAACUGUCACAGAAACAUGCUUGGAAGAAAAUGCAAUGGUGAAUGAUGUAGCUUUUGAAGUCGUUAAUUAUUCUGACAAAAAUAAGUCAUUGGAAAGUACUGUUAAGGAAAAGGAUCAAGCCCUGAAAAAGCUGAAGCUGGAUUAUGAUACUUUACAAAGAAAACUGAUGGAUAUUGAGGAGAAAUCUGCAACUGCUGACAUAAAAUUAAAGCACAAGGGGCUGGUUUUGCAGGGGAAAGAGAGCCCAGCUAAGAAACCUGUGACUGAGACGCUGCCGUUGAUCGAAAGGAACAAUGCACUUGAGAUGUUACUUGAGAAAACAGAAAUGGAGCUGAAGUCAAAACAAGAAGAACUGGACAAGACAAAAACUGAGGCUCAGAAGUGGCAAAGAGAGGUGGGCUGUUCAGAGUCCCGAGCUGACAAGGUCCAGGUGGAGCUAACAGAGGUUUUAUCAGAGGUGGAAAGAUUGAGGAAAACUGUGAGAGAGCAGGGGCGCCUAAAAGAGAAAUUUCAUCGGAUGGAAGAAUUUGAAGAAUUGGGCAGGAAGAAAACAGAGGCUGAAUUGCUGAUAGCUCCAUUAAAGGCAAAGCUAUCCAGUCUGAUUCAGAAAUGCCAUCGUAGGAACAGUCUGAUUAUACAGUUGGUGAGGGAACUCUACCGACAUGGCUUGACUAACACAGGGUUGAUUGAAGAGGCUGAGGACAUGCUGAAUGACACGGCAAUCCUGGAGUAUACACGCACCUUUCUGUCAUUAGGCAACCAACAGGGGAACAUGAACACUAAUUCAAUCCCAGCUGGAACUCCUAAGCAAGAACAAGGCUUGAAUCCUUGGUUUCUGAGCUCUCUGUUGCAUGAAAGGCAAGCUUUUCUGGAUUCCAGUGGAGCUGUAACCUACAGACCACAUGUAGCUAUUGCUGAUUAUCGUCCUUAUUCGAACAUGCCCCACACGGUGCUGCCAGUGCUGCCUCUUUCUGUUGGAGAUGUAGUGUUUGUCAGCGGGAACCCUGACAGGCACGGAAUGUAUGUUGCUGAAGUGAAUGGGCAACUGGGGCUGGUUCCAGCCCGGUUUGUGGAAGAGGCUGACAGCAUCCUUCAUCUGCACACAACUAGGAACAAACCGACUGCUCGUUACAGGGUGAGCAGCCCAGAGAGGAGUACAACAUCAUGCCAACCAGCCGAGCACAGUAACAAUGACCAGGUCGUACCUUCUGUAGCAAAUUCUAAUGCAGAUUACAAUUUGCUGUCUAUUCCUUGUGUGAGCCACAAAGAUGCACCUCAGUCUUUUCUAUCAAGGUCACAUGAUAACAUGGAAAACUUCAACUUUGAGGCAUGUGGGAAAGCCACAGGAAAGGGGCAGGAGGAAGGACAUCACCCUGAGCAAUUUCACUGGACCCCACGGGACUGCUGUGAGAUCUCUUAUGGAUGGGCUUGCAAUGAUAGAGGUGACCAGAAAAGUAUAUUGAGCUCUGGUGAAAGUACAAGCAGCACACUUCCAGAAGUAACAACAAGAAGUGGUCUGUCAGAGAGAAUGGUGUCAACUCUUAAAGGUCAUAACAUCAAACACAGGGCAGCAGCUGAAUUGCAGGAUGGGAAACGAUCAACGAUGGCCCAAGAGCCCCCCGCCCCAGUUACUUCACUCCGUAUUAAUGGCCCCGUUGGACAGAACGGCCUGCUGAUAAUUUGGGAGAAACCUGUCAUGGAUGAAAAUGGAUGCAGCAAUGGAACAUUCAUUCAAGGUUAUCGGAUAUUCAUUGAUGGUGAGUUUUACAAGUCGAUAAUGGGGUCAGCCUGCACAAAGAUCCUGUUGGAAGAUCUUGACCUGAGUGUGCCAUUUCAAGUCAGUAUCCAAACGGUUGGAGCCAAUGGUCUGGUUUCUGAGAAAUUUACUGUCCUAUUUCUAAACAGCCAAUCACAUAAGAAGCCAUUAUCAGUGCAACCCCACCUUUCACUGACUGAUCAGACUAACAAGACUUCAGAGACACUACAGUUCCUUGCUGUUUUUGAUUACAAUCCAUUACAAGACAGUCCCAAUAUUCAUCCCAGCCAUGAACUGGCUUUUAAAGAGGGAGAUAUAAUUUGUUUGUAUGGAAAACAAAGAAAAGAUGGCUUCUGUGAAGCAGAGGUUAAUGGAAGGCGAGGUCUAGUACCAACAAGCUUUCUUGGUCCCAGCUUUGAAUUGCCAAAAACAUUGAAACACAAAGCAUCUCAGUCAAGGUCAGUGAGUUCACCUCCAGGGCAUCAUGGGAUAGCUGAGAUUCCUAGCUCCUUAGAAGACAUCCACAAACAAAAGCUGAAUGACCGGCAAUGGUUAUUCAGAAGAACAUGAGACAAAGGAAAGUGCUGACUUAGUCACAUGACUUCGGUGACAAAUCUACAUCAAUGUUCUUCACAGAAAUGUACUACAAUGCUACCGUCCUGCUGCAAACAGAUGAAAAACAACACUCAAAGCUCAACAUAAAAUUUCCUUAUUUACGCAUUCUAAAACAAAACAUGUAUAAAAAUUU
Hemiscyllium ocellatum (epaulette shark) is the source of this 7741-nucleotide messenger RNA. RefSeq lists its product as uncharacterized. The coding region runs from base 1 to 7563 and encodes 2520 amino acids. The transcript is spliced from 25 exons. The record is from RefSeq and is a predicted model, not a curated record. Gene Ontology annotation, molecular function: protein binding. NCBI's taxonomy places the organism in Eukaryota, Metazoa, Chordata, Chondrichthyes, Orectolobiformes, Hemiscylliidae.